Messenger RNA from Cloeon dipterum, 537 nucleotides. RefSeq names its product NADH dehydrogenase (ubiquinone) MNLL subunit (gene ND-MNLL). Bases 297 to 464 code for a protein of 55 amino acids. Gene Ontology annotation, cellular component: mitochondrion. The record is from RefSeq and is a predicted model, not a curated record. NCBI's taxonomy places the organism in Eukaryota, Metazoa, Arthropoda, Insecta, Ephemeroptera, Baetidae. The transcript has 2 exons.
UAUACAACGCUAUCUGGUGAGGGAAACUGAAACUAUCACCGUCUUGCACACAGCUGUUCGUCCUUCGUUAAAACUGCAAACAACAAUUUGCAGAGUUUCCUGAAUUUCGGCAUUAAUUUCGCCGAAAUAACCGCUUUUGGUUGAUGGGCUUCUUGCAACCAAGGCGCUACUGGCUGUCAGUGAUCUUCCCCGCCAUCGUUACCUGGGCAAUUGUAGCUGACCUGCGGCGCACCAGUCGUUACAAGCAGCGCAAACUCAAGCUAGCCGCCGACUACUCUUAAUUAAUAUCAACCAACAUGGUUUUGAGCGUGGUGCCUCGACUGGCCUGGAUGGGUGUGCCCUUUAUUGGCUACUUCAUCGGCAUGAAGAUCGAGCGGAUGGAGACGGAGCGGCUCACGCUGUACAGGGACAAGAGCGCCCUGUACGGCUCCCCAGUGCCUCCUGCCACCCCCACUUGGCCUUGAGCCGCGUCUAACGAUGCUAGUUUGUACAGAUAUAAUUGGAGCUAAUAAAUGUUGGAAAUGAAACAAAUGAAAA